Messenger RNA from Sipha flava (yellow sugarcane aphid), 1627 nucleotides. Its product is annotated as nucleolin. Lineage: Eukaryota; Metazoa; Arthropoda; Insecta; Hemiptera; Aphididae. The record is from RefSeq and is a predicted model, not a curated record.
GGCCGACCGACGGCGCGCUGCCCGGCGGUUCCGAGCCCGCGGCCGCCGUCUGGUCCAAGUUCGGGCUGGUCGUGCAGAAUCACGCGCCCGGCGAGCCCGCGCACACCACCGAGACCUCCGGCAUCAUAAUGCGGGCCCCGGACCCGAACACCUCCCAAGCGCCACCGCUGUCCACGGCCGUCGCCCCGACGGCUCUGGGAAAGUCUUGGACGCAGAUAUCCGUCACGCAGCCGCCGUCCCGGCCCUCGAAGCUGGUGGUCACCGCUAGCACGCCGGUCGAGUUCAGCGGCGCGGUCGCGACCACCGCGAGUCCGGCCAGCAGCACGCAGGACUUGCGCAGGGACAUACCGUCCAAAUACCAGCCGUUGAUCGGUACCUCUAAGCCGGUCAUCACCAUCACGUUUCCGCCGCCGACGCACCGUCAUCCCACCCAACGGCCGGCCGUCAGCGUGGAGGAGGUAACGUCCAAAAGGGUCCGGCAGUACGAUGACGACGAUGACGAUGACGACGACGAUGACGACGAUGACGACGAUGACGACGAUGUGUACGACGUCGACGAUGACGAUGACAAUGAGAACGUGCAUCAGGAUAAAGGCGAGAGUGAAGAGAUCGAAGAGAUCAUCGAAGUACAACAAAUCGACAACGACAGUUAUGCGGACGAGAAGCCCGCGAUCGUCAAAAAGAAGAAGCGCAGACGAAAAAAGAAGAAGGGCAAGAAGCACAAGCCGUUUAAAGUAAAGGACUUCAAAAAGCUUAAGAAGUUCAUGCUGCCGCUGUUGUUAGCGUACAAGCUCAAGUUCUUCACGCUCGUGCCGUUAAUGUUGGGCGGGCUAGUGCUGAUCGUGGCCACGACCGGUUUUGCUGGUUUCUUCUUUGCGCUGUUCGCCGUCGGACUGGGUCUCAAGGGACACCGUUGAUGGAAAAGCAAGCAUUAAGUAAAUGCUUCAGGUCGACGGACGUCCGUUCGGCGAGGACGUGUGGACGAUGCCGGUGGACAUCGGCCACGGGCGCUCGUCACCGUGAACACAAACAAACAAAAAUGGAACAAUAAUAUAAAAAUAAAAAUACAAAACAACAACAGAAGGAGGAAAAAGAAGAAAACGAAAAUCGGGAAACAAGGCGCGACUAAGACGAAUCGUGUACCGUCAUCGUGGUCGCAUCGACGGACUCCAUUGCUCAAGUUCAAACAGUUGUAGAUUUAUUAAGAAACGAAUUAUCAGACUCGUUUUUUUUUUUUUCGACGAUCGUUUUAUUCCGUCCCCCUACCACACCACUUAGUCUUUAUUUAUUAAUUUUUUUUAUUUAUUCAUUUAUUUAUCCGUACGAACGUUCUGCGAAUUGUUACAGUCGCAUAACCAGCAGUCUAGAUUAAAACAUAUAGUGUAUAAUAAUGUUCUAUAAAGUUAUCGUUACACUUACUAAUUUAUGUAAAUAUUUAUCGUAAUUAUAAAAUAUUUAACUAACCGUAUGCAUCGUCGCACAGUGUCGUACUACCGAUGUACUGUACCGGAACUAUGCGAAAUAAUUAUUUAUAACUGGUAUUUAUAACACUGUUGUACGUGCUUAAAUUAUUAUUAUUAUUAUUAUUAUUAUUAUUAUUAUUAUUAUGAUUAUUAUGAUUAUUAUU